AAAAGUCCUUUUUCACGGAAGAUCAAACGAGGCUGUCUAUCCAACCCUGUUUGCUGUUGGUUGUCCAAGCCCGUGCGUGCCCCAGACUCUGUCCACCAUGAUCCAUAGUCGGAGAUCCUUCCGGCAGUACACGGACUGAUCAGAUAGUGUCAACCCGUUUACCUCGCUGGUAGCCCAGGAGUUUCACAGUUCCCUUUUGCCUUUCCGAACGAACGAACCUACACACACGAAGCAAACGCUCUUACAGCUAAUCAUUGUCAACCUUGGGCACUCGAGAGUACACUUUCAAACACAUACAUACACACACGUAUCUACAUACAUCUUUAGAGAUCACGAAGUUCCUUGCGUCGUGUAUUACGCAACACCAACAUGGGUCAAUCCAGUUCGCAUCCCGCACAAAAGUCUCCUUCGGCAGCCUUCGGGCGACUCCGGAUUGAUUCACCCCGUCCGGGUCGUCCCUCGCACCGUGGAAGUACCCUGAAUACGGGCCGUACCGCAUCACUCCAAGGUAUGCCCGCCGCGUGGGAACGAUCGCCGUUGCUGGGACGAGAACUGGCGUCUGUACCCUCCGACGUGUCCUCCGCUAACGGAUCGCCACCGUUGGCACUCUGGAUUGGACCGGCGCUCGUGUGUGCCUUGGCCUACGCACUCUACAACAUCUUUAUCAAGAAAGGCUCGGCGUCAAUUCAUCCCGUCCUCGGCGGUGUCAUUUUACAGUUCGUCGCGGCCUUGUUGGGAAUCCUCCUACUGUCGGUCCUCGUGUGGCGAGACGGUGGUACGGAAGACCUCCAGUACGAUCUACCCGGCGUUCAAUGGGCCAUUUGUGCAGGUGUGGCCGUGGGAUCGGCCGAGAUUUUGUCCUUUAUCGUUUCCGGUAUGGGUGUACAAGCCAUGCAGAGUAUACCUAUUAUUAUUGGUGGGUCGGUCUUGUUCGGGACCGUUUUGGGUUAUUCCGUUCUGCAGGAAAUGCUGACCUACCGCGGAUGGUUGGGUGUUGUGUUGAUUGCGGCAGGGAUUGCUCUAGUGGGGACCGACCCGGGGGGUGCGGGAAGUGUGCAUUGAGUGUGAGUGAGUGUGAACGGUUUUAAUAGGGAGGACCGAUUGACAAAUGUCGAGCUUGUGUGUUCCCAAU
Molecule: messenger RNA, 1132 nt
Organism: Phaeodactylum tricornutum CCAP 1055/1
Lineage: Eukaryota; Bacillariophyta; Bacillariophyceae; Surirellales; Neidiaceae
Exons: 1
Coding region: 370-1062 (230 amino acids)
Cellular component (GO): membrane
Source: RefSeq, a predicted model, not a curated record